GGGAGUCUGGUUGCUGUGGAGGGGUUGGGGGAGGCGGGCUGAUUGAGACCAGCUGCAGCUCCUAGAGCUCAAGGAUCUUUGGACCUGCCCAGGGGCUCUGGACUCUGCCCAGGGAUGGAUCACACCUCAUUCCUUGAGGCUGGGAGGCCACAGAGCUGCCUGGGGCAGCCAGAACUCCUCCACCCUCCUUCAAAGUCCUCAAAUAUAAGAGACCCCAGGGGACACUCCAUCUAGCUGCCAGUCCUCAGAGCCUGACUGCUCCUGCCCCAGAAAGACCUGGAAGAAGACAAGAAACACAGCUCUGCCCUGUCUCCCCUGUCCCAUCCAGCCUCCCUGCACCAGAGUCUGGAGAUCCCAUGGCCCGAGCCUGCACCAGUUGGGGUUGCUGUACCUGGCUUAUCCUCACCUGUGUUUGCACUUGGGGUCACCCAAACCCAGUAGACCUUGGAAGACAGGAUGUAAGAAACUGUUCAAUCAACCCACCGUACCUUCCAGUGACUGCAGUCAACACCACAGUGCAGCUCUCAGCCCUUCGCCAGGUGAUGCUCACCCAGAACCUCUCUGCCUACAUCAUCCCAGAUACGGAUGCCCACAUGAGCGAGUACAUCGGAGAGCAUGAUAAGAGGCGCAUGUGGAUGACAGGUUUCACAGGGUCUGCAGGGACCGCGGUGGUGACUAUGACAAAGGCUGCUCUCUGGACUGACAGCCGCUACUGGACUCAGGCUAAGCAGCAGAUGGACUGCAACUGGGAGCUCCAUGGGCAAGUUGGCACCUCUUCUAUUGACACCUGGAUCCUUGAUGAGACUCCUUCUAGAGGGCUCGUGGGCUUUGACCCCUUCCUCCACUCCAUUGCCUCCUGGGAGAGAUACAACACAGCCCUCCAAGACUCUGACAGAGAGCUGGUGUCCAUCCCUACCAACCUUGUGGACCUGGUGUGGGGACCAGAGAGGCCCCCCAUUCCCAGUGGGCCCAUCUACGCUCUGCAGGAGGAGUUCACAGGGAGUACCUGGCAGGAGAAAGUGACUGCUAUCCGCAGCCAGAUGCAGAAGCACCAAGAGGCCCCAACAGCAGUCCUACUGUCAGCGCUGGACGAGACAGCCUGGCUCUUCAACUUGCGUGGCAGCGAUAUUCCCUACAACCCCUUCUUCUAUUCCUACACACUGCUCACCAGCACCUCCAUCAGGUUAUUUGUGAACAAGAGCAGCUUUGACACAGAGACCAUGAAGUACUUGAACUCAGACUGCACGGGCUCCAUGUGUGUGCAGCUCCAAGAGUACAACAAGGUCCGAGACAGUGUCCAGGCCUAUGCCUUGGGCGAUGUGAGGAUUUGGAUCGGCACCAGCUACACCACCUACGGGCUGUAUGAAGUCAUACCCACGGAGAAGCUGGUAACAGAUGCCUACUCACCAGUGAUGAAGACCAAGGCAGUAAAAAACAGCAAGGAACAGAUGCUGCUCAGAGCCACCCAUGUGAGGGACGCUGUGGCCGUGAUCCGAUACCUGGUCUGGUUGGAGAAGAACGUGCCCAAAGGCACAGUCAACGAGUUCUCAGGGGCUGAGCUGAUGGACUCAUUCCGAGGAGAUGAAGAGUUCUCCUCCGGACCCAGCUUCGAGACCAUCUCUGCUAGUGGCCCAAAUGCUGCCAUGGCCCACUACAGCCCAACCAAGGAUCACAACCGCAACUUGUCCACGGAUGAGAUGUACCUGCUGGAUUCUGGGGGACAAUACAGGGACGGAACUACAGACAUCACCAGGACUGUCCACUGGGGUAACCCCAGCGCUUUCCAGAAGGAGGCGUACACCCGCGUGCUGAUAGGAAGCAUAGAACUGUCCACCCUCAUCUUCCCCAGCCAUGUGUCAGGAUGGACACUGGAAACCUUUGCCCGCAGAGCCUUGUGGAAUGUUGGCCUCAAUUAUGGCCACGGGACAGGCCACGGCAUUGGCAAUUUCCUGGGUGUGCACGAGUGGCCUGUGGGAUUCCAGUCCAACAACAUUGCCAUGGAGAAGGGCAUGUUCACAUCGAUAGAACCUGGUUACUAUCGGGAUGGAGAAUUUGGGAUCCGUAUUGAAGAUGUGGCCCUCGUGGUAGAAGCUAAGACCAAGUACCCAGGGAACUACCUGACAUUUGAAGUUGUGUCCUUGGUGCCUUAUGACCGAAACCUCAUCGAUGUUAGCCUGCUGUCCCCUGAGCAGCUCAGGUACCUAAACCGCUACCACCAGAUGGUACGUGAAAAGAUGGGCCCAGUGCUGGAGCGGCGAGGCUUGCUGGAGGAGCUGACAUGGCUGAGGAAACACACGGAGCCCCUGGCUGAGCCCCUGCCUGGGGGAGCCCCCGGCCCCGUAUCCCUGGCUAUGCUGAUGGCCAUCUCCUCCAUUCUUGUCAACUUGGGCUGGAGCAUCUAGACGCUCCUCUUGUCUUUUCUCCCCCUCCCCCCGCCCCAAAUAUUCUUGCCUGGAAGCCACUACCCAAUGACCUCCUUUCUUAAUAGCCCUAGAGAUGGGCUUUGUGCACCCCCAUCCCCUAGGCUCCCAUCCUGGCCUUGCAAUGGCAGUGUCAGCCUAUCCCUUCCCUCCCAUGAGCCAGUUCACCUGGCACCUGACAGAGCCUGCUGUUCCUGCUUGUUCCCUCUGCUACCCCCUCAAACCCCCCAAUUAAAAAUCGCUAGGGCAGUACACCAUUUCCAGGGGCUCCAUGGCCCCAGCGAAGCCCUACCCUG
Messenger RNA from Erinaceus europaeus (western European hedgehog), 2716 nucleotides. It is a transcript of the gene XPNPEP2, whose product is annotated as X-prolyl aminopeptidase 2. Bases 357 to 2402 code for a protein of 681 amino acids. Lineage: Eukaryota; Metazoa; Chordata; Mammalia; Eulipotyphla; Erinaceidae. The transcript has 21 exons. The record is from RefSeq and is a predicted model, not a curated record. Gene Ontology annotation, molecular function: metalloaminopeptidase activity.